Condylura cristata (star-nosed mole) is the source of this 1870-nucleotide messenger RNA. RefSeq names its product Bcl2 modifying factor (gene BMF). Lineage: Eukaryota; Metazoa; Chordata; Mammalia; Eulipotyphla; Talpidae. Gene Ontology annotation, biological process: apoptotic process; positive regulation of apoptotic process; negative regulation of autophagy. The transcript is spliced from 4 exons. The record is from RefSeq and is a predicted model, not a curated record. Bases 104 to 658 code for a protein of 184 amino acids. Gene Ontology annotation, cellular component: myosin complex.
CUGGGCGCCAAGCCCCUGAGUGCUCAUCACGCUGGACCCUGGCGCGGAGCCCUGGCAUCACGACUCGGAGGCCGAGACUCUCUCCUGGAGUCACCCAGGGGACAUGGAGCCACCGCAGUGUGUGGAGGAGUUGGAGGAUGAUGUGUUCCAGCCAGAGGAUGGGGAGCCAGGGACCCAGCCUGGGAGCUUGCUCUCUGCCGACCUGUUUGCCCAGAGCCAGCUGGACUGCCCCCUCAGCCGUCUACAGCUCUUUCCUCUCACCCACUGCUGUGGCCCUGGGCUUCGACCCGCCAGCCAGGAAGACAAGGCCACCCAGACCCUCAGUCCAGCCUCUCCCAGCCAGGGUGUCAUGCUGCCUUGUGGGGUGACUGAAGAACCCCAGCGACUCUUUUAUGGCAAUGCUGGCUACCGACUCCCUCUCCCUGCCAGUUUCCCUGCAGGCUUGCCCCUUGGUGAGCAGCCCCCUGAAGGGCAGUGGCAACAUCGAGCAGAGAUACAGAUUGCCCGAAAGCUUCAGUGCAUUGCUGACCAGUUCCAUCGACUUCAUGUGCAGCAACACCAACAAAACCAAAAUCGGGUGUGGUGGCAGAUCCUCCUCUUCCUACACAACCUCGCUGUGAAUGGAGAUGAAAACAGGAACGGGGCAGGUCCCAGGUGAGGCUGGGCUGCCCUCUUCACAUGGGGCACAACAGGAAGGACAUCAGCGAGGACUGACACUGUGUCUUGUGAAGUUGUUUUUCUUUGUUUGGUGUUUUUAUUGUAAAAAUUUCUCUUUGUUCUGUACAUAAGACAUACCCAAGCGGGACCUCUCUCCCUGCUCAGGGCCUCAACCAGGAACUGGGGCCUUUGUCAAACACUGCUGAAGUGGAGGCUGAUACGUGUGUGAUGGUGGGACCUCCUGAGGGCUCUGAAAAGGAGAUGCCUCAGCUGUGGUUGUCUGAGAUGACCAGGCAGUGUUGUUCUCCACCAGUAGACUGUAGUUUUCCACAGGAACUUGGUUAAGAAACAGGAGACUGGAUUAGCCUCCUGGGUAUAUCCAACCUAUUAGUCGACUACCAUGGCUGGGGCCAAGAUCCUGAUGGUCACCUUGCUUUAACCCGGACUUUGGACAGGGGCUUUCCGGGUUCCCUUUUUACCUUGGGCCACAAAGAGAGGUGAGGUGUGAACUGAGACAGAUCUCACCAGGCCUGUGUGGGUUCUUGUUGGGCCUAGCCAGUGCCCUCCCCAUGGGCUCAGGGAUUCUUGUCCAGCCCCUCUCAUCUCCAGCAGACCUCAGGGAGGGUUGGGUUUCUCUGAGAGCCCCUCAUAUACCGCAAAAUGAAUCAAACUUCUGAGUGGACCUCAAAUCUGACUGGGUCCUACCUGGAGGCCCCAGGGUUGGGCCUGAGGUACAGAUAUGCUGCCACCUCUGGCUACCUGGGGUGACUUGGAUGUCAACCACCAGAGCCAAACAAGCAGCCUCUGCUGUAAGAGCAGCUCGUGCCUUUGUCAGCUGUCCUUUCAAAGACCAGCCAACAGACUGCCUGCCCCCAUAUCAGCGCUCCAGGGCGCGAGGGGCAAGAUAGCAGUGGAGCUGGAAAAUGUGGCCAUCCUGUUGUAGGAGUCAGCUGGAGAGGAACCCAGACUCCUUGGUUUCCUUGGAAACAACAUACCUCCUCCCUCUUAUCCCCAUUCCUUUUUCACACCUAGUGGGAUACAGGAAGAAGCCCACACAGUGGCCUUGUUAGCUGAAACACGUCUUUUAGAAUAAUAGACAAUGAUCAGGCUACAGAACCAGCAAAGCUGGGCAUACAUUUCAUGUCUUCCUUCAGCUUCCAGCUAAGCCAGGAGGUUGCGCUCUGGAACUUAGCAAGGUCUCAGCUGCCUCUGA